UUAAGCAUUUGCUUCCCGCACUUCGCGCGCAAACAACAGUUUGUGAGUUAUUCAUACAGACGCAGUGUUUAGUCUACCUCACCCACGCUGGUCAGUUGUACAGUAUCAUAAUUUAUUUACAUUUUUACCAUGGCUCCCAAGCGUGUUCUACCAUCUCUAGGUGUAAGAAGUGCUGCCAAGAAAUCCAGGAAAACCUUAACUCUGGAAAAGAAGAUGGAAGUGCUAGACAUGUAUAAAAAGGGCCUCAAGACGUCAGCGAUUGUUAAAACUAUGGGCUUAAAUGAGAGCACCCUUCGUUGCAUUCGGAAUAAUGAAACGAAGAUUCGGGCCAGUGUGAAAGCAGGGUCCACACUAAGGUCUUCGCAUUCAAGACCUCCAAUUAUGGGAAAAAUGGAGAAAUUGCUCUCGACUUGGAUAGACCAUCGAAAUCGGUGUAAUGUUCCGGUAAGCAUGAAGCUCGUUCAAGCUAAGGCGAAGUGCAUCUACGACGACCUUAAAAAGGAUGACAAGAAACCCUUCACUGCAAGCUCAGGGUGGUUUGCCAACUUCCGAAAAAGAUAUGGCUAUCACAACAUCAACGGGACUCGUGAAGUAGCUGCUUCUGCCAAGAAACCUGGUAGUGAAUACUCUGCCAUCCUUAAAACCAUCAUUGAAGAAGGAGACUAUUCAUCUAAACAAGUGUUCAACAUAGAUGAGACUGGUUUAUAUUGGAAAAAACUACCAGAGACAUACAUGCCUGUAGAAGAAACCACAGCAGCAGGAUUUAAAUCCUCUAAGGACCGCUUGACUGUGAUGUUUGGAUGCAAUGCAGAGGGUGACUGCAAGCUGAAACCAGUGCUCAUCUACCAUUCAGAGAAUCCCAGAGCUCAAGGGUUAUGACAAGGCCUUCCUGCCAGUUCACUGGUAUGCAAACAAGAACGGUUUGAUGACGUCGUCUGUGUUCAGUGACUACUUCAAGAAUAAACUGCAUAGCGAAUUGGAGGUCUACUGCAAACAAGAAUGCAUCCCUUUCAAGAUUUUGUUAUUGUUAGAUAAUGCUGCCAGCCACCCACAUACACUUUGUGAUCUCAGUGAGAACAUCAAACUUGUAUUUUUACCACCCAGUACAACAUCCUUACAUCAGCCUUUACACCAGGGUGUAAUACAAACAUUUCAUUUGUAUUAUCUGCGAUCAACCUUGGCUGACUUGGUGACAGUAAUCAACGAGAAAGGCAUCAGCGUGAGGGAUUACUGGCGCAACUUUAACAUAAAGAAUGCUCUCAAUUUCUUGAAGAUGGCUUGGGACGAAGUGCCAUCUAAGUGCAUAAAUGGUGUAUGGAAACAUCUCUGCCCACAGUUUGUCUACAAUAUCAAAGGAUUCUCAAUUGAGGGUAACAUUACAACUGCUAAAGAAAAGACUGUGGUACUGGCCAAGAAGCUUGGAUUUUAUGAUGUAGAGGAAGAUGAAAUUGAAGAGUUGCUACAGUCUCAUCAUGUUGAAUUAAGCAAUGAAGAUCUACUGGAGUUGGAAAGAAUACGAGUGAAGGAAGAAGAAACAGAAGCAUCACAAACUCAACAACAUGUUCUCUCACUCAAGGUGCUAUCGGACGCUAUGGGUAAAUUAAGAAAGCUCUUGAUAUGAUUGAGGAAAAUGACCCAAAUGUACAAAGAAGCUCCUCAGUCUCUUGCAAAGUGUUGGCAGAUUUUAGGUGUUAUCAAGAGAUGUUGCUAGAAAAACAACAGAAGUCUGUCCAGAUGACAUUCUUGAAGAGGAAAGGAGAAGAGGAAGAAGAACAGUCAGAAGAUGAACCACAAAGGGAAGGGCAGUCAGAAGAGGAAUCACUAGAGGGAGAGGAGUUUGAAUCAGAGUGACAAGCAAUCAAGAGCUCAGUGACCACACCACUGCUGUAUAUUCCAGCUUAGAAAGGUGAACACAUAGACACGACCAGUGAGUGUGUGCUCCACCAGCCCUUCCAAGCCCCAUCAGUACUGCCUCUCCACUUGCUGUACUUCCAUCUCAGCAGGGAUGGGGUCAGCAGGAGAACUGUGGUGCCUGACUUGUCCCUGCUGCAGCUCCUCUUCACUGGCUGCCUGCUGCUGUGCUACUGGUCAGUGGGAAUUGUCUGGAGAAGAGGUUGUUUACACUGGAACAGGACAGUUUCUCUUGGAGCUGUAGGAGGCGAUGCAGGAGGUGAUAGAAUACCUGAGGAUAUGGGAUGGGGUCUGCAUGCAACACCUCCGCAGGCUGACACCUGUGAUGACCUUCUGAUGUUUGUUAGCAAGCUUGUGGAGUAUUGAAAGUAUAAAUGUGUAUGUGUAAUAAGUGGGAAUUGUUGUGAAAAUUAAGACUAUUCAUGCUUGUUUACCAAUGAAAAUAUGUGGAGUAAGAGGUGGAUGGUUAGAGAAAUGUUGUUUGAUGAAGGGCAUUGAAAGUGUAAGUGUGUAUGUAAGUGGGCAUUAUAGCAAAAAUUAAGACCAAAUGGUGUUUGUGAACUUAGAACAAAUUUUUGGAUUAAAAGGUGGAUGGUUUGGGAAAUGUAUUAUUGAAAGUAUAAGUUUGUUUGUGUAGUAAAUUGAUAUUGUUGUGAAAAUUAAGUCCAGUUAUGCUUGUGUACUUAUGAAAUUUUUUUGAGUAAGAGGUGGAAGGUUAGAGAAAUGUAGUUUGAUGAAGGACAUUGAAAGUAAGUUUUUUUUUUUGUAGUAAGUGGGAAUUAUAGUGGAAAUAAGACUUUUUAUGCUUGUAUAUCUAUAAAGGAAAAUAAAAAGAAAAGGAGAAAUAGGGGUCAGUUGUAAAGAAAUAGAGAUGAAAACAAUGUAAUCAACAAGUCUAGUAUUAAAAUCUAGGUGGAAAAGAAAGAUAAUAUGAAUGGGUUUUGCUAAUCACAUCAAACUGAAUCAUUAUGUUAUGUUUAUGGUGAGAGGAAUUAUCUAUUCAUAUAUCAGCCUUGGAAUUCCACACUGGUUGAUAUAUAGAUAGAUCUAGAUAGAUGGUUUCUCCAUAUGAAUAGGAUAUAAUGAUGACUGGAUAAAAGGACUGAACAAUGAUGAAUGUGUUAAGUAAAUGUCAUUAUUAUUGUCACAGGAAAAUAAAGUAGUGAGACAGAAAGAGUUUAUUAAGAUACUCAAAGUUUA
Messenger RNA from Portunus trituberculatus (swimming crab), 3111 nucleotides. Its product is annotated as tigger transposable element-derived protein 1-like. Gene Ontology annotation, cellular component: nucleus. Gene Ontology annotation, molecular function: DNA binding. The transcript has 5 exons. The record is from RefSeq and is a predicted model, not a curated record. The coding region runs from base 130 to 879 and encodes 249 amino acids. NCBI's taxonomy places the organism in Eukaryota, Metazoa, Arthropoda, Malacostraca, Decapoda, Portunidae.